This is a messenger RNA of Linnemannia hyalina, 7341 nucleotides long. NCBI's taxonomy places the organism in Eukaryota, Fungi, Mortierellomycota, Mortierellomycetes, Mortierellales, Mortierellaceae. The record is from the annotation of a GenBank genome assembly.
AUGAAGGCCUGGAGUUUCGGCAACCUCUUUUCGUCGUUAGCCGUUCCUGCAGGACUCCAGAAGCGCCUCGUUAGCUUCCUGCUCCAACGCGCCAUCGGACACUUCCUGGAGGACUCACUUGACCUCGAGAAGCUUGACAUUGAACUCUCUAAUGGUAUUGUGCACCUGACCGACCUCCAACUCAACAGCAAGGUCCUGAAUGAGCUCGUCGCUGGAACUCCGCUCGCCGUCCAAAAGGGCCGCAUUGGAUCCAUCACGGCAACCAUACCCUGGCGCAAUCUCUGGAACGGACAGUGUAUCCUCGAAAUUGACGGCAUCGACAUCUCCCUCGCGCCCGUCCAGGCACAACCCGGUCACCUGCAGAAUCUGGAGGAGCAGCUCUUAUCAGCAUCAGUCGACCUGGCUAGCGAUUUCAUCCAACAGAGCAGCUCAGCCAAAGAGGAGGCUGCCCUUCGAGAAUCAAUUCUCCAGUCACUCCAGGCUCAAGCCCAGGCUGCACAGGCACCUACAGGAAUACCCGGUGACUUCAACUAUCGACCCUCAGUUCGACCUUCGUCGCCUCUUUCUCCAGGGUCAACACCCUCAACAGAUGACUUUGGCGAUGCCUCCGAAGGAGAGGGUGUGCAGUUUGUGGCCAAGUUAAUUGAGAAGCUCAUGGCAAGGAUCCAGAUCAUUUGCAGAGGAACCACCGUGCGACUCCAACACAGUUCAUCCCUGCCUCUCGUCAACUCUUGGUCAUCACCCUCAAAGACAGAGAUAUUGGACUAUGAACUGGAGGUCCGGUUACCCUACAUUGCUUAUCGGGACGAGACACCGGGAUGGGAUCAGUCGGCCGCAGGAAGAGAGCCUGCGAGUAUGGCGGCAUCGACAAUAUACGGGAAUGAGUCCACAUCAGGGUCAACUAUGCUGGAGGAUUCCGUCAUUCCGAGCGUCAUCUGGCAGGAUACCCCAGAGUCGAUCAAAACUGUCACCUUCAAAGGCUUCUCAAUCUGGAUCAAGCAGAGUGGAGGUCAGGAGGAACUUCUUGCCAAGGUCGACCCUACACCACAGUCAUCACCCCGACCGGCACCACAGCAGGCGGUCAAGACACCAGUUGAGGAGGCAGCUGACGACGAUCAAAACACGUCCGACUCGGACUCGGAUGUGUUCACUGACGCUCAGGAGAACAUUUCGCAGUCUAUGGUGGCCUCCAGGAUCAUCAGCAGACCAACCCCGGCUCCAACACCUCCCUCUCCAGCUCCGAUACCUGCGCAGAGCUCCCGUCCCAUCAAUCAAAGUCGCCUAUACCAAGCUGAAAUCCUAUCUACACUUCAGCACAAGAAUCGGGUCAAGGUCAAUAUCAGGAAGAACACCAUAAUGCUCCCUAGACCCAACUCGACUCAAGCACAAUCUACUGUUAAAUCGCUUCUGGAUAUCGACUUUUCCAUCAAGUCCAUCUUCGUUGCUCUUUCACCCAACCAGAUCGCAUUCUUGCUGGAGAUUCUUUCGCUGAUGGAUCAAGCACCGCCUCCGCCCGCUAGCGAUAGCUCCAAGCAGAAUCUAGCCCCAGCUUACCAGACAGGCGUCGACAGGGAGACGGGAGGUGAGCUCGGCCCUAACCGCGAUCAUGCUACUUCUCGUGGACCUAUUCCUAUUCUGCGAUCCGACAACUCUGCAGAGCGACCAUUAACGCACCACAACCUAAGGCCCAUGUCUCCCAAACAGCGCUCUCCACCUGUCGACCCUCUCCGAGUACCGCAGAACAAGAGCCUUGGUGGACCAACACAGGAGCCUGACAAGCAUGUGGAUGCAAGGAAUUCCAGAACAACCAUACCUACCCCAGCCGUGUUUUUGGACUCUUCGCGCUUUUUGAGCGGUUCAAACUACAGUGAGCACCGCUCAGGAUCCUCAACGUCCUCAGGAGCAACUGGCAGCACCUCGCCUGCCCUGACGGUGAAACUCAAGGCCAAGAUCGGUACUUUCCAGGUGUUUGUUCUUUACCAGGACCCUCAAACCCUCAGCAACAUCCCGUCGGAGGCCAACUUUUUCAAGUCUCCCACUCCAGAGGCGCUGAAAUCGGGACAUUUGAAACUGGAGUUGGACAGCAUGGUUCUCAAGUACCAACAAUGGUCCCCGACUGGCGUCGGCGCAGGCGGACAGAAGCCAACUAAGCAAAACAAGGGACAAGUGGACUUCACGCUCAGCAACUUUGCAGUAUCGGAGUGGAUCGAUGCAGUACCCAAACCCUACGAGACGCGAGUCUGGGACAGCAAAGCAGACCAGUACCGACUGCCUCCUCGGAAAUCAUAUAUACCCAUUGUCGAGUUUGAUGCCGCGCAGGAUUCGCUCUACCAAACCUCACCCAACUCCAAGUUCCCAACCCUCCGACUUCCAGAUCGAUACAUGACUGAGCGUAGUCGAACGGUGCGAACGAAACCAUCUGCACGGCCACUUGACAAAGCUACGUCGCCGUCUGCGUUGUCGGAACCUCAAGGAAUAUCCAAAGAUCCUACGAGUGCAGCCACCAAGGAGGUUGUCCGCAUGCGAGUGAUGCUAAGUGGCAAGAAGGACGCUUCAGCUCAUAGCGCUCUUCCUCCAGAAGGAACUCAGACGACGACUGGCUCAGCAACGCUUGUCCGCGAUGUAACGAUUGAAGUCAAGCCUGCACACGUGCAUUUGGACUUUUUCUUGUUCCAACGACUUGAGAAGGUUCUACUUGCUCUGAUGGGCUCCGAGAAUAAACCCGAGUCGUCAAGUUCACACGUUGAAUCUGUAUCCGACCAGCCGCCUCAAUCUCCUCGUGGCAUUGAGCAGCAGAUUAUGGAUGACUUGGAUGGUCCUCGAAAGGCUGCCAAGCCAAGUACCCGUGUGCGACUUCGCCUCAACUCGAUUCAGGUCUGGGUGUCUAUCCCUGACAUGGCUCUUGCGCUCAAGGAGGAAAGGGAUACUGGACCAGAAUACAGGACCAUCUAUGAUGUCAUUGCUCUGAAUAUUUCCAAGAUGAUUGUCACCAACGCAUCUGACUCCAGUUCAAAGGGUUCCUCUCCGGCUCAGCCUAACACUGGUCCGGGAUCCAGUAGCAGAGAUGAUGACCAUGGCUCAAAGCUGAAGGUUGAGUUUGCGAGCGUGUCAGCCUUUGUUAUCCCAGCCCAUGCAACAACCGCGAGGGCGAUCCUUAUGGUUGGACCUCUGCUCAAUCAUCCAGGAUCGAUGUCAGGAUUCAACUCGUCGAUGCCAAGUCUCGAAAUUGUGUCGCGCUCGGCAAGUUCGAUACCACAGCACUAUGAGCAUACUCCUCCCUCCUCCUUCCCGCGUGUCCCUGCAUUGCAGGCGUUUGCUAUCCUGGAGGCGGAAGAGAACGUUCACAAUGCUGCAGAUGAAGCAGAAGAGCUGCUCCACUUCAAGCAUCGGACUAUUGAGACCUCGCUACUGUUGAUUGAUGCGCACCUCCCACUGGUGUCAGUUCACCUCGAGAAGAACGUCCUGGAUACAUUACAGCUCCGGAUCAACGAUAUCAGCACCUGGGCAGCGCUUUUCUCGGAGAAGCUGGCAUCGCAGCUACCCGCACCUCCAGAGCCACCUAAAGUUGAGAUUUCAAGCCCACAAGAGCGGCCCUUGUCAUACCGAUUCGACGAAUCCAAGGAAGGUCAACGGAGCAGCCUUGAUGGUGGCUUCAGGGAUGACCAAAGCGAACAUGGCACAGACCAAUCGACGGCGUAUGGCGAAGAACUCCGACAUCAGGCAGAAGGAAACACGUCUUUGCCCCGAUUCCGCACCUCUCACGACUUUCAGUUUCAAUCAAGACUUGUCAAGCCGACAAUGGCUUCGGUGGUCUUGUCUGCACAAACCGUUGAUGUCAUCCUUGACUAUCCUACCAAGCCCACUGUCCUGGACCCAGAGCCGAUCACCAAGUCCUACCAGAUCAAUGCUGGCGAUGCACGUAUUUUUGCAGCCGCAAAGUACCAAGGCGGAAUAGACACGUAUCUCACCAUUGACGCGGAGGAUUUGGAGUUUUGGGAGAUUACGAAUGGGAAGCCCAAGGCAAUGUUGCUGAAGCGGACUGUUCCCAAAAACGUCAAGGUCAAGGCGCCCAAGCCCAUGUUUCAUAUGACUAGCAUGCUGUCGUUCGAUCCUGUGGUCAAGUUUAAGGAGAACGAUACGAACCUCGCCUUUUCAGGGAUCUCGUGGAAUUUUUCGAUUGACCAGACUGCUGUGGACGACGUUCAAGACUUUUUCGCUGAGCCGGUGGGAAUCGUCUACUUGAAUCCACCUCAUCAAUGCACCCGUGUUAGUGUAACUCUGGGAGAGUGCGGCAUGGAUUACAAGCCUCUCAACAUCCCAUCCCGCUUUGCGCUGACCUUUGAGAAGAUGAAGGUUUUCUCUACCCUCAUCCCAGAGUCCCCGACGCUUAAGUCCAAAGUACAGAUCUACAACAUGUCGCUAUUCUUGAUUGACCGCCAGCAGAGUGUCUUGACCCCACAACUCCCAACUUUAGGAUCAUCUGGAUCAGGGAUCGAUUCGCGGCGGUUCUGGAGUGCGCUCGGCUUUGCGCAGAUUGGAGAGUGUCCCUUCUUCGAGCUCCGGUCGGUCAAGAGCAAGAAUGGUCAAUUGCCACUCUACGAUCUGUCCAUCACCAACCAAAAUUUUUACCUCGAUACCUGCUCAGAUUCGUUUGAGACCCUCUCACAGUUCGCGGCAUACAUGGGCGAUAAUGGUGAUAUGCCAGCGGAGAAGAAGAAGAUCUUGGAACGCCUUGCAGAAGCUGAACGCGCCUCAGACCGAGCCGCGUCCAAUGUGAUCUAUCAGGACAUAUUGGUGGCGAGUUUGGACGAGGAUGCGUUCCGGAAACCGAAGCAGGACAAGGACCUCGCGGAUGCUGGAACAUUGGAAUUUGUCGAGGGUUUCUACUCUGUCGAGAGAGAUGACGCGGAAAACGACUUUUUCAAGGCCCAGAUUCAGGACACACCUGAUGUGGAUGGAUUCCACGAAGUCUACGCGGACCUCUUGCAGGGCACGAGGCGCUCAGGUCACAACGGCGGCCCUGGUAUCGGCACUCAGGAAGCUACCAAGGGCAGCACCAAGACCAAGGGCUCAAAGUCAAAGUCCAAGGACCAGACACUCGCUCCUACCAGGAUCGGAUCAGCUCCAAGUGGCCAGAUGCAGUCGCUUACUAUCCCCAGUCCUACCAGAUCAGUACGAUCGUCUCUGGAUGGCGGCAGACGAGAUGAACCCAUUAGGAAAUUUGGACACGCAAAGAAGGAGAGUGUCAUCGAAGAUAUCAUUCGCGUCUUGGACCCAGACGCCAAGCUGAAUGUCAUUGAGGACCACUUUUCCGUACCCGUGCUGACAGAGGAAGAGCGAGCCAAGGACGAAGGCUCGCUGGCCAAGAUGCGUGUGCGUGUCCGAGACUUCAACUUUUCGUGGCGGCUGUACGAUGGACUGGACUGGGAGAUCUCUCGAUUGGAUGAAGCCGAGCGCAAGAAGCAUGCUCGCCAGUUUGCCAAGCGUCUCUACGAUCCUAACGAUGCCAUUCACGCUAACAUGGACGCUGCACAAUCUAACCUCGAAGCCAGCAUUUUUGAGAGUCUUUCGGGAGUGCAGCCUGGCUCGUCUGAUCGGCAGGGUCAUGAACGGCGCGAUUGUUCGCCCUGCUCUUCUGAGGCUGACUCGACCUGUGAUUACCAGAACGACGUGAUGAGCCAGGCCAGCGGCGCUGGAGGCCGACCCUCUUCGACAUCCUCCAACUCUGGCAGCAAAAGACCGGCCCAUCAGCAGAGCCGGCACCCUCAAUCAACAGGUCAGGGCGACCAUUCAAAACGGAAAAGGAAGCUGGAACGAUCCAAGACGGCGAUGUUAGAGUUCAAUGCGGACAGGGUGCGAGUCGACUUUGAGGAUCAUGUCAGCGGUGUUGAGACGGCAUCUCACCUCUCUUUGAGGGUCAGGGAGUUUGAGAUAAUUGACAACUUGAAGACGUCGCACUGGCACAAGUUUCUGUCACAUCAGCGCCACGACUCGAGAUCGGCUAAAUCAAGAUCGGCACAGUCAAACAUGGUGCGAAUUGAUCUGGAUGGUGUUCGGCCUGUGGUAAGCGCAUCGACGGUUGAGUUCCGACUCAAAGUCAAGAUCUUGCCCUUGCGUCUCUACAUUGACCAGGAUGCGCUCAUGUUCUUGAUCAAGUUCUUUGUCCAAGGCACCGGCGGUGGUGCACCCCCUGGAGCUGGAGAGACACAGCCCGAAGCCAUGGCCGCCGUACCUGAUAAUGUCGAGAAGAAGAAGAAGCCGAACGAGAUGUACUUCCAAUCGGUCAAGCUGGGAGAGAUUGCGGUCAAGAUGGAUUACAAGCCCAAACAUGUCGACUACACAGGACUUUCAGGCGGCAACUUUGUCGAGCUGAUGAACUUUUUCCAUUUGGAUGCGGCAGAAAUGACGCUCCAGGAAGUUCAACUCCACGGCAUCAAUGGGUUUGCAAAGAUGGGCCAGGAUCUGGUCGCGGCGUGGCUCCCUCACAUCCGGUCUACCCAGGUGCCCAACAUGGUCUCUGGUCUGACGCCAAUCAGGUCGUUGGUCAACUUGGGAUCUGGAAUCGCCGACCUAGUUCUUUUGCCCAUUGAGCAGUACAAGCGAGAUGGCCAUAUCAUUCGUGGUCUACAGAAGGGUGGUCAGGCGUUCACGCGUGCAACGACGUUGGAGGCGCUCAAGAUUGGAGCCAAGCUGGCGGUUGGAACUCAAGUUCUGUUGGAACAUGCUGACGAGAUCUUUGGAUCUGGAGCUACUGCGGCGGGUGGUGGUGGUGGUCAUGGAGGAAAAUUGGGAGCCGAGAGCGAUGACGGGUUGGACUCACACAACAGCAGCAAGAGGAUGGUGGCGACGAUGGUGACGGAUUCUGAGGCGUAUAUGCAAGAAUCCAUUGAUGACGAGGAUCAGUUGCUUCAGCAUUUGCAUCACCAACAGCAACAGAGACAGCAGUUGGAGCACCAGCACUACCUCCAGUCGAUCGGCCAGGGCACCUCGUCAUUGUCGACCUCACCGAUGGGGGCUGCAGGCCCUUUGACUAAGGGCAGCAGAGUGAGCAAGUAUGCCAACCAACCAGCGGACAUCAACGAGGGCAUGGAGCUGGCGUACAAGAGUCUGAGCAAGAAUAUUGGCACGGCGGCGCAUACAAUCUUUGCAGUUCCUAUGGAGGUCUAUGAGCAGACAGGAGCUCAGGGGUCGGUACGGGCAGUGAUCCGAGCUGUCCCUGUUGCGGUUUUGAAACCCAUGAUUGGAGCGACAGAGGCUUUCUCCAAGGUCUUGAUUGGUAUCCGUAACAGCAUCGAUCCUGCGCAACUGUUGCAGAACGAGGACAAGUACAAGCGGCAUUAG